UAAAGCGGACGGCUCCUUUCGCUGUUCAAACACAAUCUCACCAGACGUCCCGAGGUGUAUAUAGAAAAGGCAUCGUGUUUGCAGCAGAGAAGCAUGGACGCUAUCAGCAGGAAGCGGCCAACCACACGCCCUUGAUUCUAGGCAAUGUCCAGAGGAGCAAUGUCAGGGAUGGCUUGCUUAUAAAUCAUGCAUCUACGCUGGAGGUGUUGGUGUCCCUUGACUUUGACUACAAGGAACCCAGUGAUUCCAGCACAUUUACUGUAGCGCAGGUGGCUGGCCUCAAACAUAAAGAUAAAGUUGGAAUGAUCCAGGCAAAGGUUGUGUGGCUGCAGGACUGCAGUUCCACGGCCACUGUCUAUGGCAAAGAGCUGGAGGUCAAGGAUUGCCAUGUUGCUGACCAAACCGGGAAGAUUAGGCUGUCCCUCUGGGGGGGGCUUAUUGGCCAAGUGGCACAGGGCGUUUCCUACGUCCUGACGGACCUGGCGGUCCGUAAAUGGGGAGGGUUGUAUCUGACGUCUACGAAGGACACCACCAUCCGGGUCUCAGAGGAGGAUGUCCUGGUUCCGGAAUCUGUUGUGAGGCUGCGACUGGAGGUGGAGCAGCAGGAGGAGGUGGAGCAGCAGGAGGUGGAGCAGGAGGAGGUGGAGCAGAUGGAGGUGGAGCAGCAGGAGGUGGAGCAGGAGGUGGAGCAGGGGAUAAAGAAGGAGAUGCUCACCACGGUGCGGGGACCAGUCUAUGGAGUCCAACUAGCUGCCCAACGGCAGUGCAGCAGCUGCUACAAAAGGCAGCUGGCCUUCAACCUAAAGGCCAAAAACCAUCGCUGCGAGGCCUGUGGCCUCCUUCAGAAGGUCGGGUCCUAUGUACAGGCUGCCAACGGGACAGUCAUGGUCAAUAAGGGCGAUGUGAAACUCACGUUGACAUUGACCUCGACUGUCCUGAUGACAUACCUGAGUCAAAACAACCUCCAGGAGCUGCUUGCAGAUGUGCAGUUGGUGGAGGAGCACUUUUUGGAAGUGGGGGUGUUUGUAAUCCAAUACAAUGCCAACAAUGUGGUUGUCGUUGUCACAACAGGGAAUGUUUGAAUGCAGGAUGAUCGUAAUUAAUAGCAUAUUAAGAAGUCGUAUCAUAAUAAUUCAGUGUAAUUUUAAUGGCACAGAAGAUAUUGUUAUUAAUGAAAUCCCCAUUUAAAGUAUGAAAAUAUAUUUCUUGCAUAGCUGAGUGGAUUUGUGGGAUGUAAAUAAGCUACAUGUCAACGAGAUGUGGUCUUUCUUAACUGGUUGUAAUUGGGUAUUAUUUGACUUUUAGUCCUGUAUAUGACGUGUCAAAUGUUUUAUUUUUAUUUAUCUUUCUUUCUGUUUUUCUUCUUUUUUUUUAAUGGAAGGCAAACAUAACUUGUUCAUGGAAAUAUUUUUGCAAUUCCAUCCAAAAGUCUUGAAUGUUGAAGUUAAAGUCAUUGUUGGGAAUGCUUAUGAUGUAUGGAGGUUUCUUAAUAUAUAUUGAAAUAAAAGCAUUCAAAUCGACACAAUUGAAUCCUAUGUAUAUGCAU
Molecule: messenger RNA, 1546 nt
Organism: Gadus chalcogrammus (walleye pollock)
Lineage: Eukaryota; Metazoa; Chordata; Actinopteri; Gadiformes; Gadidae
Exons: 4
Coding region: 303-1082 (259 amino acids)
Source: RefSeq, a predicted model, not a curated record